AUGAAUCCCGCGGGUAUGGGUAUGGGACAGCCCAUGGGCGGCUUGGGAGGAAACCCCAACGCCGGCAUGAGCGAGCAAGAACAAGCAAUGGUCAAGAUGAUGCAAGCCGGUAUGGAAUCCUGCCCCGUGAAGACAGUCAUCUCCGGCACAAUGGGUUUUGGUCUCGGUGGUGCAUUCGGUCUCUUCAUGGCCAGUAUGUCCUACGAUUCCACCUUCACCCCGCAAGGACGCGCAAUCGCCGAUCUCCCCUGGCGCGAGCAGGUCCGCCGCGGUUUCAAGGAUAUGGGUGCGCGCUCCUGGUCUUCUGCUAAGAACUUCGGUAUCGUCGGCGCACUUUACUCCGGAACUGAGUGCUGUAUUGAGGGUCUUCGCGCGAAGAAUGACUUGACCAACAGCGUUGCGGCUGGUUGUAUGACUGGUGGUAUCUUGGGUGCGAAGGCUGGCCCGCAAGCAGCUGCUUUUGGUUGUGCGGGUUUUGCGGCUUUUAGUGCUGCCAUUGAUGCCUAUAUGCGUAUGCCUGAGUCUGAUGAUUAA
Molecule: messenger RNA, 534 nt
Organism: Penicillium longicatenatum
Lineage: Eukaryota; Fungi; Ascomycota; Eurotiomycetes; Eurotiales; Aspergillaceae
Product: translocation channel protein TIM22
Exons: 3
Coding region: 1-534 (177 amino acids)
Biological process (GO): protein insertion into mitochondrial inner membrane
Cellular component (GO): TIM22 mitochondrial import inner membrane insertion complex
Molecular function (GO): transmembrane protein transporter activity
Source: RefSeq, a predicted model, not a curated record